AUGAGAGGUGGCAUGAGGAGAGUUGGUGGUGUGUUGUCUUUGCUUUGUUUUCAUUUUCUGUUAGUGAGUGUGAGUGUAGUUGCAGGAGAUGAUGACGUGAAAUUGAAACGUGAUGUGGAUGAGAAGAAUUUUUUCCUAGGUUUUGGGAAGGGAGGUGGUUUUGGUGUGGGUGCGGAUGGUGCUGGCGGUGGAUUUGGAGGCGGAGGCGGUGGAGCAGGGGGUGGUGGGUUUGGGAAGGGAGGGGGCUUUGGUGUUGGGAUAGGCUAUGGUGGUGGAAUUGGUGGUGGAGGUGGCGCUGGCGGUGGGGGUGGAGCUGGUGGUGGCAUUGGAAAGGGUGGAGGCAUUGGAGGUGGUGGGGGUGCUGGAGGUGACAGCAGUGCUGGUGGUGGUGGCAUUGGAAAAGGAGGUGGAAUUGGUGGGGGUGGCGGAGCUGGUGGUGAUUGUGGCAGCAUUGGAAAGGGAGGUGGAAUGGAUGGUGGAGGUGGAGCUAGUGGUGGUGAUACUGGUGGAGGCAUUGGAAAGGGUGGGGGCGUUGGUGGAGGCGGCGGAGCUGGUGAUGGUGGAAUCGGUGGAGGUAUUGGAAAGGGUGGGGACAUUGGUGGCGCUAGCGGAGCUGGUGGUGGUGUUGGUGUUGGUUGGGGCAUUGGAAAGGGAGAUGGAAUUGGUGGUGGAGGUGGCGCUGACGGAGGCAUUGGAAAGGGUGGUGGUGAAGGUAUUGAAAAGGGUAGGGGCAUUGGAGGCGGUGGCGAGGGCGGGGCUGAUAGUGGUGCUGGUGGAGACAUUGGAAAGGGAGGUGGAUUUGGUGGUGGCGCUGGUGGUGGUGGAGGCAUUGGAAAGGGUUAUGGAAUCGGUGGAGGUAUUGGAAAGGGUGGAGACAUUGGUGGCGGAAUCGGUGGUGUUGCUGGUGGCGGCAUCGGAAAGGGGGAUGGCAUCGAUGGUGGUAUUGGUAAGGGUGGUGGAAUUGGCAAAGGAGGAGGUGGUGGUGGUGGAGGGGGAGGCGGAGGCUUUAGAGGGGGAGAUGCAUGUGGAGACUGUGGUGACAAUAUUGAUGGAGGUGGAGUUGGAAGUGCAGGUGGAGGGGGAGGUGUAGGUGGAAGUGGAGGCUUUGGUCAAGGUGGUGGCAUUUGA
This is a messenger RNA of Tripterygium wilfordii, 1128 nucleotides long. RefSeq names its product glycine-rich cell wall structural protein-like. Bases 1 to 1128 code for a protein of 375 amino acids. Lineage: Eukaryota; Viridiplantae; Streptophyta; Magnoliopsida; Celastrales; Celastraceae. The record is from RefSeq and is a predicted model, not a curated record. The transcript has a single exon.